AUGUCUUCCUCUCUCGAACAGCUCAAGGCCACCGGCACCGUCGUGGUCUGCGACUCUGGUGACUUCGCCACUAUCGGCAAGUACAAGCCCCAGGAUGCUACCACCAACCCCUCCCUGAUCUUGGCUGCUUCCAAGAAGCCUGAGUAUGCCGCUCUCAUCGAUGCCGCCGUUGCCUACGGCAAGCAGAAGGGUGGCUCCAUCGACGACCAGGUUGACGCCACCCUGGACCGUCUCCUCGUCGAGUUCGGCAAGAAGAUCCUCGAGAUCAUCCCCGGCAAGGUCUCCACUGAGGUCGACGCCAAGCUGUCCUUCAGCACCGAGCUCUCCGUUAACAAGGCCCUCGAGAUCAUCAAGCUCUACGAGGAGGUCGGCAUCAAGAAGGACCGCAUCCUCAUCAAGAUCGCCUCCACUUACGAGGGUAUUAAGGCCGCCCACAUCCUCCAGUCCAAGCACGGCAUCAACUGCAACCUGACCCUGAUGUUCUCCCUGGUCCAGGCCAUCGCUGCCGCUGAGGCUGGUGCCUUCCUGAUCUCUCCCUUCGUCGGCCGUAUCCUCGACUGGUACAAGGCCGCCCACAAGCGCGACUACACCGCCGAGGAGGACCCCGGUGUCAAGUCCGUCCAGGAAAUCUUCAACUACUACAAGAAGCACAACUACAAGACCAUUGUCAUGGGUGCUUCCUUCCGUAACACUGGCGAGAUCACCGAGCUUGCCGGCUGCGACUACCUGACCAUCUCCCCCAACCUUCUGGAGGACCUCUUCAACUCCACCGAGGCCGUCCCCCAGAAGCUCGACGCUAAGGACGCCCACUCUCUCAACAUUCCCAAGCGCGAGUACCUCCACAAGGAGGCUGACUUCCGCUUCGACUUCAACGAGGAGACUAUGGCCGUUGAGAAGCUCCGUGAGGGUAUCUCCAAGUUCGCUGCUGAUGCCGUCACCCUUAAGGAUCUCCUCAAGGCUAAGAUCCAGGCUUAA
This is a messenger RNA of Penicillium atrosanguineum, 975 nucleotides long. RefSeq names its product sedoheptulose-7-phosphate:D-glyceraldehyde-3-phosphate transaldolase TAL1. NCBI's taxonomy places the organism in Eukaryota, Fungi, Ascomycota, Eurotiomycetes, Eurotiales, Aspergillaceae. Bases 1 to 975 code for a protein of 324 amino acids. Gene Ontology annotation, cellular component: intracellular anatomical structure; cytoplasm. Gene Ontology annotation, biological process: carbohydrate metabolic process; pentose-phosphate shunt, non-oxidative branch; pentose-phosphate shunt. The transcript has 4 exons. Gene Ontology annotation, molecular function: transaldolase activity. The record is from RefSeq and is a predicted model, not a curated record.